GUUUUGUGCAUUAUCAACAACAAGACGAUUUAAAUAAAUUGCACGAGGGUGUUUUAAAAGAUAUUGAACGUCAAGAACAAAGGCGUCAUUCAAAAGAACAAAAUCAAGAUAUUGCUAUAGUAAAAAAAUUUCAGGAUGGGGAAAAAAUCGCAUAAAAAGGACAGAAAACAUAAUAAAAAAAAACGAUGUAGAUCAUCAUCGUCUUCAACUUCAUUAAACAAUAACAGUUCUGAUGAUAAUGAUUGGGUUGAAAAAGAUACUAAAUCAGGACAAAUAUUACAUCAAUCGAAAAAUGAACCUGAUAAUUGGAUGGAUUUCAUUUGUAACUCAUCAAAAGAAACUAUUAAAAAACAUAAUAAUAAAAAUGAAGAAUUAGAAAACACUAAAUUUAGAAUGGAAAUGCCUGGCCAAUCUAAUCGAGAACUAAACCCUUAUUGGAAAAAUGGUGGAACUGGUCUUCCACCUAAUAAUCCUAAAAAAAAUCAACAUAAAGUGUUUCUUAAACCUAAAGCAGAUGAUGAUGAUGAUAAAAAUAGAUAUAAAAAUUACAAUCAUUCUCAUAAUUCUAGUAAUUUUAAUAGCCAUCAAGCAUGGCGGAAACAUGACAGAAAAAAUAGUAAACAUGAAAAAGAAAAAAGUGAGGGUUAUAUAGAUAGACAUAAAAAUAAUAGAGCUAUAAAAAAAAAAGAUUCUUCAUCUAGUCACCAUAGUCCUAAAUACUAUAGAUAUUCUAAUAAUGAAAAGAACUAUUCAAAUGAUGAAAGAAUUAAAAAAAUUGAAACUCAAUCAGAGAGUUCAAAAGAGAUUUCUGGUAACCCAACCGUCAAAAAUGAAGAAAGUAAAAGUAAACUUUUAAGUGAUGCAGAAUUAAAUGAACUUGCUGCUAAACAGAUAAAAGCUGAACUAAUGGGAAAUACUUCGUUAGCUGAAGAACUACGAAAUAAACUUGAAAAUGCCCGAAAAUUUACUAAAUUAAUAGAAAAUAAAAUGCCAUCCGAAUCAAACCUAAAAGAUAAUGUUGUGCUUUUGACAAGAACAUCAUCAAAAGGAUACAGUUAUCCAGUUACUCAAUCAAAAUCAGACAAAUAUGAUAGUAGAAAAAAAAAGAGAGAACGGGUAUUAACACAUGAAGAUGGUAAACGAGUGAGAUAUUUUGAUGAUGAUGACAAAUAUUCAUUAAAAUCUAUGUUUCAGAAAGAAAUGAAAAAUACAGCAGAAGAUAGUAACUUAGAAUUUGUCAAAUUAUCAAGAAAAGUUAAUAGUAGAGAUGACGAAGAUGAUGUGUUUGUUGAUCGAGCUUCAAAGAAACAUUCAGCUAAAGCUGCUGAAAGAGAAGUCAAACAAGCAAUAAAAGAACAUAAAAAAACUGAGAAAAUUUUAAAUUCAUGUUGUUAUUGCUUUGAUAGUGAUGCUAUGAUGAAGCAUCUUUUCAUCACAAAAGGAGAAAAAUGUUACAUAUGUUUGCCAUCAUAUAAAUCUCUGACAGAAGGCCACUGCUUAAUAGUGCCAAUAUACCAUUAUGCAUGUGCAACUGAUAUUGAUGAAGAUGUUUGGAAUGAAAUGCAGAUUUAUCGUAAAAAAUUAACAACAAUGUUUAAAAAUCAAGAUGAAGAUGUUGUAUUUUUUGAAAGUGCCAUGCAACUUCAUAAUAUGCCUCACAUGGUUUGGAACUGUGUACCCGUUCCUUUGGAAAUCGGAGAUACUGCUCCAAUAUACUUCAAAAAAGCAAUUUUAGAAUGUGAAACUGAAUGGGCAAUGAAUAAAAAAGUUGUAGAUCUUAGUAAGAAAGAUGUACGUAAAGCUGUGCCUAAAGGUCUGCCUUACAUUUCUGUUGAUUUUGGAAUGCAAGGAGGUUAUGCUCAUGUAAUAGAAGAUGAAAAGAUAUUUCCUAAAAAUUUUGCUGAAGAAAUCAUUGGUGGUAUGAUGGAUUUAGAACAUAAUAAAUGGCGCAAAAGACAAAAGGAACCUAUUGAAGAACAAUUAUUAAAAGCUACAACAUUUUUAGAAAUUUGGAAAAAAUACAAUACAAUUUGAUAAAGUU
Molecule: messenger RNA, 2041 nt
Organism: Daktulosphaira vitifoliae (grape phylloxera)
Lineage: Eukaryota; Metazoa; Arthropoda; Insecta; Hemiptera; Phylloxeridae
Product: CWF19-like protein 2
Exons: 9
Coding region: 136-2034 (632 amino acids)
Biological process (GO): mRNA splicing, via spliceosome
Cellular component (GO): post-mRNA release spliceosomal complex
Source: RefSeq, a predicted model, not a curated record